GGCGGGAUCCACCGUGAAUUCCGUCCACUCUUGUGAUUGGGGGCCUGAAUACAGGCCAAGGAAGGUAAACAUUAAGCGUGCUAUGGAUUGAGGUUCAUACAAUAUUUAUACCGUCAGUAUGCCACAACUAUCUGGAUGCUUUGUGAGAAGUAUUAUCCCGCUCGACAAGUCAAAGCCUCUCCUUGAUUUCCCUAUAGAAGGGAACUUGUCAAUCGACGACUGAUAUCGGAAGUCGUCUAUCAUCCUGUUUCCCUUCGAUUGCCCCGAUAAGUCUGCACAUAUGGUGCUCGCAAUCAUGAAGGAUUUCUUCACCUCAAAAGACAAACCGCUAGAGAAGGAGGAGUCCCAUUCGACUGGAACCCUCAGAGAUUCAGAGAACGGCAACAAGCAAGAAGACGAGCCUCAAUACCCCAGCCCAUUCAAGCUGGCAAUCAUCGUCCUAAGCUUGAACCUUGCCAUGUUUCUCGUGGGACUCGACAACACCAUCAUUUCGAGCGCUAUCCCAAAGAUUACCGACCAAUUUCACGCUCUCGGCGACAUCUACCUCAUGGCACUGUUUAUCUUUGAACUGGGGUCUCUGAUCUGCGCCGUGGCCCCAAGCUCGACGGCUCUGAUUGUCGGCCGUGCCAUUGCAGGCAUUGGCGGUGGUGGUAUCGGUAACGGUUCCUUCCUGCUCAUCGCCCACUGUGUGCCUCCACGCCGACGUCCGGCGUUCAUCGGUAUGAUGGGUUCCAUGUAUGGCAUUGCGUCCAUCGCAGGUCCUCUGAUGGGGGGUGCCUUCACGGACAACAUUUCCUGGAGAUGGUGUUUCUACAUCAACCUGCCUCUCGGAGUGCUUCCUGCUGUCAUCAUUACCUUUUUCAUCUCCCCGUUCCGCGGCAGCAAGAAGGGCGAGAUUGGUUUCCUGAACCAGCUCAAGCAGAUGGAUCUUCCAGGAACCGUGUGUCUUUUGCCCGGGGUCAUUUGCCUGCUGCUCGCGCUUCAGUGGGGCGGUUCUGCCUACCCCUGGAAGAAUGGCCGCAUCAUAGCUCUAUUUGUGCUUGCCGGUCUUCUCUUCAUCGCUUUCAUUGUCAUUCAGUAUAUCAGUGGAGAUCGUGCGACAGUGCCAGGCCGUGUCUUCAGCAACCGGAACGUCUGGGGAUCUGCUCUAUUUGGUUCGUGCGUGACCGCCGGCUUCUUCCUGUUGCUGUACUAUAUCCCAAUCUGGCUACAAGCCGUUAAAGGCGCCAGCGCAAUCAAAUCCGGAAUCAUGAAUCUCCCCAUGCUCCUAGGCAGCGUCAUAUUCUCCCUCCUGGGCGGGGCCCUCACCUCCAUAAUCGGUUACUACAUGCCCUUCGCCUACCUCACCGUGAUCCUCAUGUCCAUCGGCAGCGGCCUCCUCUCCACCCUGCAAGUGGACUCUGGUCACGCCCAAUGGAUCGGCUACCAAUUCCUCGUCGGCGCCGGAGUGGGCAGCGGCCUACAGACGGCCUUUGCCGCGCCCCAAUGUGUCCUACCCCUUGAAGACAUCCCAAUCGGCACCGCUGUCGUCAUCUUCACGGAAAAUCUGUCCGCCGCGGUCUUCGUCUCGGUGGCCCAAAACGUGUUCUCGAAUCAGUUGCGAACCAACCUGGCUACGCCCGUGCCUGAGGCUGACGCGAGUGCUAUCUUGUCCGGCGGUGCUACCGAUAUCAAGAAUCUCGUGCCGCAGGAUCUCUAUCGGGGUGUUUUGUUCGCGUAUAAUAAGGCUCUGGAUCAGACGUUUUAUGUUGGGGUUGCUCUGUCUUGCUGUGCGGCUCUGGGUGUUUUGGGUAUGCAGUGGGUGUCGGUGAAGAACCCGAAGAAGGAUGAUACAUCAUCUGAGUCGAUUUAG
This is a messenger RNA of Aspergillus pseudotamarii, 1852 nucleotides long. Its product is annotated as MDR family MFS transporter. The coding region runs from base 281 to 1852 and encodes 523 amino acids. The transcript is spliced from 3 exons. NCBI's taxonomy places the organism in Eukaryota, Fungi, Ascomycota, Eurotiomycetes, Eurotiales, Aspergillaceae. Gene Ontology annotation, biological process: transmembrane transport. The record is from RefSeq and is a predicted model, not a curated record. Gene Ontology annotation, molecular function: transmembrane transporter activity.